AUGGGAAAUCAAUGUUGCAGUGGAAGGAGCAGAGUGCCGACCACAAAUAUUCCUGAGGGUAUUUUAGAAAAGCAUUCUUUAGAAACAAAUAGGACCGCUAGCACAAGAAAUACAUGGACGUUAAGGUAAAAUAUAUAAAGAUCAAGAGAAGUUGAAAGCGUUCAGAUUUCAACUGAAGAUAAUGCGCUAAAAGUAAUUAGCGAAAAUGAAGGUAGAAGCAGCCCAACUAGAAGUGGAAGAUGCCCUUAUUGCAAUUCAACACAAACAAUAACCAGCAAACUGAAGCAUCUAGAAUGCACCAGCUGCAAACAAAUCUGUAUGCAAGACGGAUGCACUUCAACUCUCUAUAAGUAACUUCCACAUAGAGUCCCUCCUGGAAGCUCUUUAUUCAGAUUCAAUUCCCCUAAACGGAACGAAAAUUCCUAACCUUCACCAUGUCUUAGUCUUAGUCUUACUCCCCCCCUCCGUGAGUGAACAAAAAAAUUUUGUUCACUUACGGAGGUUAAUUUUUUUUUUUUAAAAAAAAUUAUAUAUAUAAAUUUAUAGAAAUUUUUUUUUUCGAAAUUUAAAAAAAUCCUAAUUUGCGAAAAUUGGGAAGCAAAUAUGAAUUUAAUUUAUAAAAUUUAUGUUUUAAAAACGCAAUUUGUUUAAAAUUAAACAGAAUUAACUCUAGAAUUCAUUAUACUAGUUAUCACUUAUAUAUCAAAAUUUUUUUCCAUUAAAAAUUUUCUAUUAAAAAAUUUUUGUUCACUCACGGAGGGUGGGUUUUUGGUCAAAAAAUAGGGAUUUUUCUAAUGGUUUUGUUCACUCACGGAGGGGGGGGAGUUAGUUAAAUUUAUAGAGUAGCUCCCGGCCAGGACCGAAGGUCCUUUUCUUCCGCCUUUUGGACGCAUCGCUUGCUUUCCUUGCCCUGCUCCCAGUGUGCACCUAAGUGCCACAGGCUACCACUCAGCUCCUUCCGGUCAUGGGACUUGGUCAUGCUAUCCCGGAAGUAGGCGAACUGGGUCACCGUGCUUCACGUCGCCAGACUAGGGUUAGAGCUAAGGAUUAACUCCUUAGCUCUUGUUGGCUCCUGCCAUGCCCUCCAAAUUGGCACUAGCGGUCCCUAAAGGAAAAACCCUUUUUGCCCCGUGUCAUAUCUGGACGACCCUAGGAUCAUCGUUGCUGGACUGGAAGGGAAACUUAGCCGGACACAAACUACCAGUACCCAUUCCAGACCUUUCCCUGGGCGGAUUGGCUUCAGGCUGCAGCAAGGUCCCCAAUCUCGCCACAGUUCCGGGAGAGGACGGGUCGGUGUCGUCGCCAUUUUAUUUGUGUUAA
Messenger RNA from Blepharisma stoltei, 1320 nucleotides. Lineage: Eukaryota; Ciliophora; Heterotrichea; Heterotrichida; Blepharismidae. The record is from the annotation of a GenBank genome assembly.